Molecule: messenger RNA, 1037 nt
Organism: Stereum hirsutum FP-91666 SS1
Lineage: Eukaryota; Fungi; Basidiomycota; Agaricomycetes; Russulales; Stereaceae
Product: NAD-P-binding protein
Exons: 11
Coding region: 86-883 (265 amino acids)
Cellular component (GO): cytoplasm
Molecular function (GO): oxidoreductase activity, acting on the CH-OH group of donors, NAD or NADP as acceptor
Source: RefSeq, a predicted model, not a curated record
AAAGCUCGCUGCACUCCCAGGCUUUACAUGCUGUAGGCGGCUGUCAACUCUGUCCUAUACUUCUACCUCCUUUUUAUAGCUUAGGAUGAAGUAUUCUGGAAAGACUGCCUUCAUAACAGGUGGCGCAUCUGGCAUCGGAAAGUAUCUCACAGAGCAUCUCACCGCCAACGGCGCUGUCGUGGUCUGCGCCGACAUUAACGCCAAUGCCGGUACAACUUUUGUCAAAGGGUUGAACCAGAGCGUUCCUGCUCCCAUAGCCCACUUCUUACAGCUGGACGUGACGAAGCGGGAUGCUGUCUUUGAUGCCUUUGAGAGGGCUCACUCGAUGAUUACCAAAGUCGACCCGAAAGCCAGACUGGACUUCGUCUUUCCGAACGCCGGUGUCGCCGCUCGUGGUUUCCCGUAUCAACAGGGAGGAGUUAACUUGUCGCCCAUUAACGUCAACCUCAUAGGUGUCAUAUACACCAUCGAAGCUGCCGUUCGGUACUUCAGAACCCACGACGUCCACCCAGGCCGAAUUGUCGUCACCGCCUCGCUGUCAUCCGUCUUCCCUUUAAAUACGGAUCCUCUUUAUACGGCCUCGAAAGCCGGCGUCCUGGCACUCGUACGUGCCACGGCAGCCCAAACGGUUAGAGACAAUAUCUAUGUCAAUGCUGUGGGCCCGGGCUUCACUCUCACGCCUCUCAUCCCUCCAGAAGUCGAACGCAAGCUCCGCAGACUAGGUCUUUCGACCACACGAGACACAGUCAUCCGCGCGUUCGAACUGUUUCUGGACCCCUCGUCCAAGCUGUACGGUCAAUUCGCCCAAGCAGUAGACGACGAAGUGGUGUUGUGCGAAUAUCCCACCCCCAAUUUCAAGAGUCAUCACAACGCAAAGCUUUAGGAUUGAUAAAUACCCACUCUUGGACAGAAUCCCGGAAUAAAUAUCUUGGUAUCCUUAUUUUCUACGCGCAUGUAGGAGCGUUUCACGCCUAUGUUGAACAAGGGCCUAGCUCAGUAUUACUGUCGAGAUAUUGUUGCACGUCGAUGUAACGUUC